Molecule: messenger RNA, 1464 nt
Organism: Trypanosoma conorhini
Lineage: Eukaryota; Euglenozoa; Kinetoplastea; Trypanosomatida; Trypanosomatidae
Product: trans-sialidase
Exons: 1
Source: RefSeq, a predicted model, not a curated record
GAGUGGCCCGUGGGCGGGCAGGGGCAGAAUCAGCGGUACCACUUUGCAAACACCGCGUUUACGCUUGUGGCGAAGGUGACCAUCCACGCUGAGCCAGGGGAAGACAGCAGCCCCGCUCCUUUGCUGGGCGCGAAGUUGGAUGACGGGGACAACACUGUGCUCCUGGGUCUGUCGUGCACGAAGGAGAAGAAGUGGGAAGUGAUAUUCAACAACAAUCCCCUGGGGCUGUCGAAGGAUGAAGAGUGGGAGGAGGAGAAAACGUACCGCGUGGCACUGGGGAUGGAUGCCGGUGAGGGGUUGGUUGCGUACGUCGGUGGCUCGCGUGUGUACGACAGCGAAGAUGAUGCGGAAAACAGCGUUUCUAAACAGUUGCAGGAGCUGUUGAAGUCGCGCAGCAUCUCGCACUUCUACUUCGGCGGGGGCGGUGCGGGCGGCGUUGAGGUGACGGUGGCCGACGUCCUGCUGUACAGCCGCACGCUGAGUGAGGCUGCGCUCGCGGCACUGACGGCGGACCCCGCCGCUGCCGCCGCCGCUGCCGCUGGGCCGGAGGAAGACGUGAAAGCGCCUGGCCCGGGAACUGCGCCGCAGGGCAGGGAGGUGGAGGUCGCUCCUGCGCCACCCGCCGGGGACUCCCACCUCGGCCCCCCAAAGGAACACCACCAACAGGAAGGAGAAGUACAGGAGGAAGGGGAGGCGAAAGAAGAAGCCGAGGAAGAAGAAGCGGCUUCUCAGUUGUCGCAGGAGGCGGGCAAAGAGGCAGGCGACGCGUCAACACCUUCUAACAACACGCGCAACUCCGACGCAGAGGAAGCAGCGGUGGUGGAGGAAGAAGAGGCGGAGGAUGAAAAAGAAAAUGGGGGGAAGGGGGAUGAGGAAGCGACAGAAGUCAGUGGCGGUGCAUUGGCGCCCCCACCGUUGACAGCACCGGAUGCGGCCAGUGUUCCUCGCACAGGCGCAGCUGAGCAGGCCGUCGGUGCGGAAACUUCUGAGCGGCAACGGGGGACCUCGACCCCCGCAGACGGUGCGGGCACGGCGGACCCGGUGGGUGACGCGCCUCCGCGGAGUGGACCCAUGGAUGACGGCCAGGCGCUGCAGACCCCUCCGUCGCACGCGCCAGAGGCCGUUGGCGGCGUGCCGUCUGCUUCCGCCGCGCCCACCGGCGAGACGCCAAACGGUGCCGCCAAGGAAAAUGGCGCAGGCCCCCAAACUGCGGCGGGCGCGGACGGCGGCCACGAGGCACCCAGCAACGCCGCCACGGCACCCACGGCUCAGGCGCCUGGGCGGCCAGUCACCCCGCCAGCACGCGACGCUGCACCGCACUUAAGCAACAACUCAGCCGCCUUCAGGAACACCACAGGGCUGUUCCAGCUGAGCACAGAGAGCGACGGCACUCUGCGUGGGUGUGUGUCUUGGCCAACGCUGCUGACUCUUCUGGCGCUUUGUGGCGUCGCGGCAGGCUUCUGA